Molecule: messenger RNA, 1386 nt
Organism: Ogataea parapolymorpha DL-1
Lineage: Eukaryota; Fungi; Ascomycota; Pichiomycetes; Pichiales; Pichiaceae
Exons: 1
Coding region: 1-1386 (461 amino acids)
Source: RefSeq, a predicted model, not a curated record
AUGUCCCGAAUAGAAUAUACUCCAACAAGGCCACUAACCUUAUCCGAGUCACCGUCAGGUGUUCCACCAGACGGGUUCUGCCAGCAGCUCGAUCUGAUUGUCCGACUGGUGUAUAUCAUGACGGGAGAAUGUCCUCUGGACGUGUCGCGGCAACAGGUCAUCCAUUUCUUCAAACCCAUUUCUGCCUAUGCAGGGUAUCUGUCGAUUACUGCGUGGCUGUUUGCUCAGAUCCCCCAGGUUAUAAAAAACUACUCAGAGAAGUCAGUUGACGGGCUUUCACUUGGGUUUCUGUGCUGCUGGUUUGCCGGGGACCUGCUCAAUUUUAUGAGUUGUUUGAUGACGGAUGCUUUGCUAUUCCAGAUCCUGCUCAGCUCGUAUUAUCUCAUCAUCGACAUAGUUUUGGCCGGGCAGUUUUACUACUAUAGUCGGCUGUAUCACAAUCCUCAGUCCCGCUUUUACCAUCAAAGACGUGCCAAGCGGCUCGGUGAGAUCAAAACUCCUCGUACAGCGCUUCGAACAGCUCUGAAUGCUCAUCCUGUGCGCGAAAUCGACGCAGACUCCAUUGAUCGCGCCUACGUUCCUGCAGAACAUAUAUCUUCCGCUAUUCCGAUAGAGAGGCAACAACAACCAAAUAACCUGAACAUAACAAACAGCAUAACGAAGCUGAUUAGCUCGAGCUUCAUCAUGGGGUUUAGCAGGGCCGAAGCUGCCCCGAUCUACUCACCAAUGUCCAUACCGGAUAAGACCAACAACUCCGCAUUACUAAAAAUAUUCCAUGCAUUAAUAACACUCUCCGUCCAUCAGGUGGGAACAAUCCUGGCCUGGUGUUGCACUUUCUUGUAUAUCAGUUCCAGAUUUCCCCAAAUAUUGACCAAUAACAAACUCAAAUCGACGCGUGGCAUUUCCCCCAAGUUUGUCAUCUGCGCGCUUUUGGGUAACUUGUGCUACUCGAUGUCGUUGGCAACAUGCAAAAACUCCCUUAGUGGCGGUGACACGUCACGGGAUUUCUGGCGGGCCGAGCUCAGCUACCUUUUGGGAGCCAUGGGCACGGUGGCCCUUGAUUGUACGUUGCUCCUGCAAUGGUACAAAUGGGAUUACAACAAAGGUACCGUCAAAUCUCCCGAAAUAGAAGCACCCGCGAUGAGAAGAGAAAGUAUAUCUGCGGAGAAUUACAUCAAACUGAAAAAGUCAAAGUCGCCUGCCACAGGGUCAGCAUUCAUUAAAAUCCCAAUGUCCCCGCAUCACGUUCGCAAGCUGAGUGAAAACACGCCACUGUCGCCUAUCGACUUUCUUCUGGACGACUAUAUGGCGAACGCACAACUUUACAAGGGCAAAAAACAGUUCGAUGAGGUUUUGAAGCUGUCAAACUACGGAUCGAUAUCUUAA